AUGAGUUCAAAGCUGAAUUGGCCACGGACAAGACCACACUUUUCAUCACCUCCAGAUUACUUGAGUUUACGCCAAACAACACAUCUCAACAUGUCUCAGAGACAGGAUUAUAUCGCCAAGGUGAGGUAUCAGAAUGAUUUGCCUCCACCUCCGUGCCCUCCUAAGCUGCUUACUACAGCCAUAUCAGAUGAAGGAGACCUGAUAGACUCGCCGAAGCUUCUGACGUCUCUGUUUAGAAGGGAAAACUUUAAAAAUUUGAUUUCCAUAGAUUCCCUGAAGCUAGAUCCUUUCAAGAUUCCCGGGUUUGUUGAUCAAACCGAUGAAUCGACGAUUGGCAAGCUGCCUGGAUUCACCUCUGCCCAGCUGCAUCCGGACGAUCAGUUGUUGCUUAUUGACCCCUCAAUGAAGGGAGCUGUUUCCACAUCUACUGGUAAUGUGAGUUUCUUGAGAAGAACACAGUAUAUUGCGGCAGACAAGGGAGGUGCUCUUGGAGUCAAUAACUUGGCAUUGAACUUGAACAUGGAGAAGCUCAAGACGAAAGAAGAAAAGACGGAUCCCGAGUCUCAGCUCCGUGCUGUGGAGGAGACCUUCGAGCAUGCUACGGAUACGCUUGUUGAGGGCUCAGAGUUCGAGAACCUGAGACACCCAGUCAAAAAACAUCUCAAGGCCAAAAAGGUGUACACUUUCUUGCCAGACACAUCCAUGAUGGACCAGGUGUAUAUGCAUGUGAAGUUCAUAGGGUCCGCUUCUAUUGUGGAGGACAAGUCCAAGAUCCCACUGGAUGACCCCAGGGUGGUAACCAGUUUGUUCAAGCCAAUGAACGUGAAGGAUGUGGAAUGGGUGUCACUUUUCCAGACCGGCAAAGAGUCUGCUGAGUCCAUGAAGAGGAAGAUAGACGAGACAGCCACCAGUGGAGGUGACGAAGAACAGUACGAUUUCAAGCACAUGAGGGAUUACAACAUGGAUUACAUCGAGUAUCCCGAUAUCUUUGAGGAGUUGGCGAUAAACCUUGACGAGGAAAAGAAGACGGCAUAUUUCCUGCCCGUUUCUGGAAGGGUGGAUCUGAAGAGACGCAGAGUGGCUCCUUCUUUGGAGCAGUUCAUCAAGAAUGAAGAUUUCACAAACAUCAGCCUCACGCUAAGAGAGCCCGACACGGGAGAGGCCAUUGCACGUGACAACAAGAGAGUGGUAUACGAUCCUAUGGAGUAUGCUGAGAUGGAUGUGGAGGAGCUAGAGGAGAACCCGGACGAGACGCCGGACGUUGAGGAUGAGCAGUAA
Kuraishia capsulata CBS 1993 is the source of this 1278-nucleotide messenger RNA. RefSeq lists its product as uncharacterized. The record is from RefSeq and is a predicted model, not a curated record. Gene Ontology annotation, molecular function: chromatin binding; RNA polymerase II complex binding. The coding region runs from base 1 to 1278 and encodes 425 amino acids. The transcript has a single exon. Gene Ontology annotation, biological process: transcription elongation by RNA polymerase II. Lineage: Eukaryota; Fungi; Ascomycota; Pichiomycetes; Pichiales; Pichiaceae. Gene Ontology annotation, cellular component: Cdc73/Paf1 complex.